AGCUCACCCACCAUUAACUCAAUGACCAUAUUUACAUGGUUUAGACCCUCACCAAAAGCGCAAUUCGAUCCACCAUGAAGCUCGAUCCUGCUGUCAUCAAGCUCCUCGAUCUCGAUCCCGAAACCACUUCAGUUUCCUCAUCUGGAGGCGGGGGUUGUAGCUCAGCGUCGACAUCGAAGAUAACCUCGAAGCUUAGUGACGGGACGGAGAGAUGCUUCUUCAUGAAGACGGGGAGGGGUAAGGAUGCUGAAGUCAUGUUCGAAGGCGAACAUGUCUCCCUCAACGCCCUCCAUGACGCCGUACCCUCGCUAUGCCCGCAGCCCUUUGGCUACGGCCAUUUCUCCUCCCAGCCGUCGACUUUCUUUCUUGUCACCGACUUCCUAAACCUCACAUCCCGCUACAUCUCAAAGUCCUCCGGACCGUCCUUGGCCUCGAAACUUGCUACACUCCAUACCACACCAGCGCCAAUACCAGAGGGGUAUGAUAUACCAAUGUUUGGCUUUCCGGUGACUACGUGCUGUGGGGAUACGCCUCAGGAAAAUGACUACAACAGCUCCUGGGCAGAUUUUUAUGCAAACCACAGGUUGCGAUUUAUUGUCCGGCGCGCGGAAAAGUUGAAUGGCAAAGACGAGGAAUUGAACAAUCUUGUAGAGACAACGGCAUCAAAGGUUGUGCCACGUCUUAUUGGCGACGGUCAUCUUAAUAAUGGAAAUGGGGUGACACCAGUGGUAGUUCACGGUGAUCUGUGGAGCGGAAAUGCUAGCGUAGGCGUCAUUGGCACAAAAGGUGGAAAUGCAGAAGAAGUUGUGUAUGAUCCGAGCUCUUGCUAUGCACACAGCGAGUUUGAAUUGGGGAUUAUGAAGAUGUUUGGAGGGUUUGGGGGCGGCUUUCUAAAAGAAUACCACCAGCUUUGUCCAAAGACGGACCCUGUGGAAGAGUAUGAGGAUCGCGUGAAAUUGUAUGAGUUAUACCACCAUCUAAACCAUUAUGCAUUGUUUGGGGGAGGGUAUAGGUCAGGCUCCGUCGGCAUCAUGAAGAGCUUAAUUAGAAAGUACGGCGGGGCCUGAUCUGUUUUGUUUAAAAUAAUUGUGUGCAGCUAGAAGAACAACCCACCGCAUACCACAUCUUCAACCCUACAUUAUCCACGCAAUACGCAAGCAGGGCGUUGCAUAACGCACCUGAGAGGAUGAGUGGAGGGACAAAU
Lindgomyces ingoldianus is the source of this 1204-nucleotide messenger RNA. Its product is annotated as Ketosamine-3-kinase. The transcript has 3 exons. NCBI's taxonomy places the organism in Eukaryota, Fungi, Ascomycota, Dothideomycetes, Pleosporales, Lindgomycetaceae. Bases 75 to 1067 code for a protein of 330 amino acids. The record is from RefSeq and is a predicted model, not a curated record.